AUACCUUCACGCACAUGUUGACCUGCAUUGGACUCUAUUGCAAGUUGCGAGCCGCGACCCCCAUGUACAUGUGCCUGCACAGCAGACCUGUGUGUGACUUAGGGGGUUCCAAGUUCACGUCUGGCACCCUUUUCCCAUGCAGGAGCUGGCAGGAGUUGAGGAAUGAGACAUGGUUCAUAGGAGGAAGUCAGCUGAUUAAGAACGCAGCCAUGAGUCACAAGGCAUUCAUGACGAAACUAGCUGUUCGGCCAUCUCUAGGUUUUCUUCCAGACAUUGGCAAUGACUGAAACAUUGUGUACGAUUUUUCCACGGGUGGCGUCGUUUUUAACUGAAUGAUUGGUACCACGACGUGUGUGUUUUGUGAGGGAGCUUACGUUUACGUCACGUCGAUCGCACUCAGGGGACGCAGGCAAACUUUCGAGGCAUAAGAGCCUUCUCAAUAUCGUAGGAAGAGUGGGAAGUGAAAGGCCGCCAUCUUUGUUUAUGAAUCUCGGUGAAGUAGGCCCAUACAACCGUUGAUGUUAAACCCUCACGCAGGAUCCGUCUUGCGCCAGGAUGAUCAGCCGGAGAAACACUAAACUUCUCCUUAGGUGUGCUAUCAUUGUGUACUUCAUCAGUUGGGUGCUACUGACCGCCUGGAGAAACGAUAACGAUACCGCGGUGUACUUGGCCGAUCAGAGAUUCACGGUUGGCCCGGACUUUCAGGACGACAGAAGCGUCGUGCAUGCCCCUGUCAAGCACCCCAGUAAGGUCGAUUACGUGGCGAAUCGCGACAGACUCUCAUUUGAAGUUGGAACUCUCAGCAGUAGCAGUAAUAAUUCCAGGGAGUCGGAAAGCCAAGAUCGACCCAUGUACAGCAAUCGUAUCAUUAACCCGCACCCCUUCCACUUUACGAUAACUAACCACGAGGCAUGCACGAACGCUAUUAAGGAGUGGUCGAUGCCCCUACGCUUGCUGAUACUCGUCAAAUCCAGACCGGAGGAUAUAUUUGACCGACAACAAAUACGACUGACCUGGGGCAGGGUACAGAACAUUUCUAACCAGUUGACCCUGACAAUGUUCCUGUUGGGCCAGACCGCUAACGAAACAGUCAGGAACGGUGUUUUUCACGAAAGCAUUCGCUUCAACGAUAUAAUCCAAGAGAACUUCAUAGACGCCUACACCAACCUAACUUACAAGACCAUGAUGGGCUUCCGGUGGGUGGCUGCUUUCUGCCCGUUCGCCUCGUUCGUGGCCAGCGUGGACUCGGACAUCAUUUUGAAUCUCCACAACCUCCUACAGCGGUUGGCCGACAGACCACGGUACAGUUUCGCCGAGGGGAGCCUCAAGACGAACUGGACGCCGUACCGCGACGCUGAAGGGCUUUACAAGAAGUGGUACACCCCAGUGGAGCUGUACCCAGAGCCGACCUACCCGCCCUUCUUCCCAGGGGGAUGUUACGUCAUGUCCUGCGACGUGGCCACCACGAUCUUCCAGGAGUCGGUCCACGUGCGGUUCCUCCCGUGGGACGAUGUGUUCGUUGGGCUGGUCAUGAGGUGGGCGGACAUCGUACCGCGUGACGGGAAGGGCUACCAGGUUUACGUCCCGCUGUCCCGCCGCACGCUGAUCAGACUGGCCCUCCAAAAGAGCAUAGCGAUCAUCGCGAAGCAUCACGCCAAGAGCGUUGACAACCGACUGAUCCUGGUGUACCAGAAAGCCAUGCAAAAGUUUAACUCUGUGUGCGAAGGAACUCCUAUGACCGAUCUUGAGCCUAUAAUCUCCGUGUUAUGACGUAGUAAUGUCUGACGUCACUCCACCAUAUUGGUUGCCAUAGAUGAUGUAAAACUGCUGAAGCGAAGCCAUUCCAAGCUGACGGGCUCCAUCCAAAAUUAUGCAACUACACGGCAUUAUUGAGACUCACUGGCACGAUAUGUAAGGUCUGAGGAGCUCUGGAAAAACUAAACAGACUACUGCAAGACUUCUCCUUGCCGUAAAAGAAACAAAGGUGAUGCUCACCUUUAUAAUUUUCAUAAUUAUUGUUACACUUUAUUUUUGUAUCUUUUUAAAAGGAAUCAAACCCCUUUUUUUCUCGUUCAGGACCUGGUUGUACUCUGCUUUGUUGUGUAUACUUUAAUAUUACAGGCUUUUUAGAAGUUUUGAAUUUCAUUCAUGUCAAACUCAGAGCAAAAAACAGAAACGGAGAGGUGAAGAAUUUGCCAGAAUCUACAAACCUCGUGGGCGCGAUCAACCCUCGCGAGGUUUCGCGGCAGACACGAUCUCGCCUAAUUGAGGCUCCCAGGUGCAGUUUUGUGCGCUGUAAGCCGAAUUGCUGAUGCUAUCAAGCUUCCUUAAUUGGCGCUAACAAUUGAACCGUGUUGGCCUUAAUUAAAGAUUCCGAAUGUGCCGGCCCUGGCUCAGCCCUAUACACAAUGUGCCAUUACGGUGACGAUAUGUUAUUUCUGAAAACAGGAAUACAAAUAAAGCUAUAAUAUGGAUGAGGUUGGGAGCCACAUUGAGGCGGACCAGUGGAGGCUUUUCCCCACGUCAUAAAGCACACUGUCUUUUCAUAGAGUCUUUUGGACGAUCAGUGGGCAUACUAAAGACAUCGCUGUUUGAAGCUCCCCGUCUUAUUAUAACUGGGGUCAAUUCUAUAUACAGAGUUGUGCGUCGAACUCGGAAGACAGCGUAUAAAGGAAUGAGUGCAAAGAAACUUUCACUGACAGCCUGGGUGGCAUUUAGUCUCUCAAAUAUUGAGUAGUA
Acanthaster planci (crown-of-thorns starfish) is the source of this 2739-nucleotide messenger RNA. RefSeq names its product beta-1,3-galactosyltransferase 1-like. Gene Ontology annotation, molecular function: hexosyltransferase activity. The record is from RefSeq and is a predicted model, not a curated record. Gene Ontology annotation, cellular component: Golgi membrane. Lineage: Eukaryota; Metazoa; Echinodermata; Asteroidea; Valvatida; Acanthasteridae. Gene Ontology annotation, biological process: protein O-linked glycosylation.